Messenger RNA from Miniopterus natalensis, 785 nucleotides. The record is from RefSeq and is a predicted model, not a curated record. Lineage: Eukaryota; Metazoa; Chordata; Mammalia; Chiroptera; Miniopteridae.
AUGAUUAAGAAGAAAAGGAGCAGAGAGAAGAAGACAAGGGAGGAGGCCGACGAGACGCAGCUUGAUGCUGUUGGAAUCUGGUGGACAGUAACAAACUUUGGUGAAAUUUCAGGAACCAUAGCAAUUGAAAUGGAUAAAGGAACCUACAUACAUGCGCUUGACAAUGGACUCUUUACCCUGGGAGCUCCACAUAAAGAAGUUGAUGAGGGCCCUAGUCCUCCAGAGCAGUUCACAGCUGUCAAAUUGUCUGAUUCCAGAGUUGCCCUAAAAUCUGGCUAUGGAAAAUACCUUGGCAUAAAUUCGGACGGACUUGUUGUUGGGCGUUCAGAUGCAAUCGGACCCAGAGAACAGUGGGAACCCGUCUUUCAAGAUGGGAAAAUGGCUUUAUUGGCCUCAAAUAGCUGCUUUAUCAGGUGCAAUGAGGCAGGCGAUAUAGAAGCAAAAAGUAAGACAGCGGGAGAGGAAGAAAUGAUCAAGAUUAGAUCCUGUGCUGAAAGAGAAACUAAGAAAAAAGAUGAUAUUCCAGACGAAGACAAAGGAAACGUUAAACAAUGUGAAAUCAAUUAUGUAAAGAAAUUUCAGAGCUUCCAAGACCACAAACUUAAAAUAAGUAAAGAAGACAGUAAAAUUCUUAAAAAGGCCCGGAAAGAUGGAUUUUUGCAUGAAACACUUUUGGACAGGAGAGCCAAAUUGAAAGCUGAUAGAUACUGCAAAUGACCAGGAUUUUUGUCUCUGUCUUUGUUUUUUUUCCUUGAAUAAAAUAAUAGUGGAAGUGUUUUUGCAGA